CUUUGCUAAAAAAGGACGCAGCCUCCCCAGAGCUCACCUGAAAGAUGAGUGAUGGCACGUGGAUCACACUUAGUCCGGCAGAGUUUGCUCAGCUCCAACAGUAUUCCGACUAUUCCACAAAGAAAUUAAAAGAUGUUUUAGAAGAAUUCCAUGGGGAUGGUGUCCUAUCAAAAUAUAACCCAGAACAGAAACAAGACACUCUGAACCAACCUAUUGACUAUGAGGGAUUCCAGCUCUUCAUGAGAACAUACCUGGAGGUGGACAUUCCAGAAGAGCUCUGCCAGCAUCUCUUCAUGUCCUUCAAGCGAAAAAUCUGUCAAAAUUCCCCAGACAGCCAGCGGCAAAGUUCCAGCAUUCCCCAGCUCAACACUCUGGAGGGCAAGACUAUUGAUACAGGCAUCUCCAUCCAGACCGAAGUUGCUUGUGCCCCUGUUACAGGGAUCAAUGGGAAGACUCUGCUAAAUUCCAUAGGAAGGCACACACCUGAAUCCAAAAGCCCCCAGGUAAACCUAGCAGAGAAGCAACCAGCAUCUCUAAGUCCCACUCCAACUGCCAACAACAACACCCUCGGGAAUGCCUCGCCUAGCUGGUCCAGGUCAUCGUCGCAGAAAUCCACUGCCGGUACCCCCUCUGCUCAUAACUCCUCAGGGUCCUCCAAGAUCUCCUCAGGCUCCCUGCUUAGCCCACAAUCCCCAGGAUCCAGAAGCUUAGAGAAGAAAUUUCCAUUCAUCCUCCGAAAGAGCCACAACUCCCUGAAAACUGCCUGCCUGCACUCGCCAGCCCCUCUGGCUCAGGUAGUCUACCUGAAGGACAUUGUCUGCUACCUGUCACUGCUGGAAAGGGGACGGGCUGAGGAUAAGCUGGAGUUUAUGUUUCGUCUCUAUGACACAGAUGGCAAUGGCCUCCUGGACAGCUCGGAGCUGGAUUGUAUUAUCAAUCAGAUGGUUCACGUAGCAGAAUACCUGGAAUGGGACUCCACAGAACUAAGGCCGAUCCUAAAGGAGAUGAUGGAAGAAAUAGACUAUGAUCAUGAUGGAACUGUGACACUGGAAGAAUGGAUUCGAGGUGGCAUGACCACUAUCCCUUUGCUGGUCCUGCUGGGCAUGGAAACGAACGUAAAGGACGAUGGUCAGCAUGCCUGGAGGCUGAAGCACUUCAAGAAGCCUGCCUACUGCAACUUCUGUCGCACCAUGCUCCUGGGGGUCAGGAAGCAAGGCUUGUGCUGCUCCUUUUGUAAAUACACAGUCCAUGAAAGAUGCGUAUCCAAAGAGAUUGCCCCCUGUAUCAGCACCUAUGUGAAAUCCAAGAGAAAUACCAGUGUAAUGCAGCACACAUGGAUUGAGGGGAACUCCCCGGCCAAGUGUGAUCGGUGUCACAAAAGCAUCAAGUGCUAUCAGGGCAUUACCGGACUACAUUGCGUAUGGUGUCAGAUCACACUUCACAACAAAUGUGCCUCCCAUGUGAAGCCAGAGUGUGAUGGUGGGCAACUGAAGGAACACAUCUUAUUGCCUUCUCACGUCUGCCCCGUGGUUGUGGACAGACAAUCCCACCCGAGGAGAUCAGAUAGUGAAUCGCCAUCCUGCACCACCCCAGAUGAUACAAACCUGACCUUCAGAUACAACACUAUGACAGUGGAUGGACAUGGGCUGCAGAUUACCCCUAAGCCUGGAACACAUCCACUGUUGGUGUUUGUGAACCCCAAGAGCGGAGGGAGACAAGGAGAAAGGGUCCAUCGGAAAUUCCAUUAUCUACUCAACCCCAGACAAGUUUACAACCUGGACCGAGGGGGACCCAUUCCUGGAUUAAAUUUUUUCCGUGAUGCUCCAGAGUUUCGGAUUCUGGCUUGUGGAGGGGAUGGGACCGUUGGAUGGAUCCUGGACUGUAUAGAUAAGGUAAACUUACCAAAGCACCCUGCUGUAGCUAUUCUUCCCCUCGGGACGGGAAACGACCUUGCCCGCUGUCUCCGUUGGGGAGGAGGUUAUGAAGGAGGCAACUUAAUCAAAGUCCUGAAAGAUAUUGAGCACAGUACAGAGAUAAUGCUUGACCGGUGGCAAAUUGACGUGAUCCCCAAUGACAAAGAGGAGAACGGAGACCCAGUCCCAUACAGCAUCAUCAACAACUAUUUUUCCAUAGGGGUGGAUGCAUCCAUUGCACACAGAUUCCAUAUAAUGAGGGAAAAACAUCCUGAAAAAUUUAACAGCAGAAUGAAGAAUAAACUGUGGUAUUUUGAAUUCGGUACCACUGAAACCUUUGCUGCCACCUGCAAAAAGCUCCAUGACUAUGUAGAGAUUGAGUGUGAUGGAACAGUUCUGGAUCUGAGUAGCACUUCACUGGAGGGUAUUGCAGUCCUCAACAUCCCCAGCAUGUAUGGAGGCUCGAACCUCUGGGGGGAAACCAAGAAACAACGCAGCUAUAACCGGAUGAGCAAGAAGGUGCCUGAAAAGUUACAAUCCUCAGUUGUUACAGAUGCCAAAGAGCUAAAGUUCUGUGUCCAAGACCUUAGUGAUCAGCUCCUGGAAGUUGUGGGACUUGAAGGGGCUAUGGAGAUGGGACAGAUCUAUACUGGACUGAAAAGUGCUGGCAAGAGGCUAGCCCAGUGUUCCUCCGUCACCGUCAGGACAACCAAGCUGUUGCCCAUGCAAGUGGAUGGAGAGCCCUGGAUGCAGCCCCCCUGCACAAUUAAAAUUACCCACAAAAGCCAAGUGCCAAUGUUACUAGGCCCUCCCCAAAAGACCAGCUUCUUCUUCUUCAGGAGAAGAAACCGAACUCGAGAUUAAUCUGCAACCAAACAAAGAACGCUCUUCAAAACGGCCAUUCUCUGUGCCAGUGGCAACCUCGCAGGGAAAGCCUAUGGAAAAGAAACCUUCAUCCCUUCAGAUUUCCUGGCUUCUGUAUCUGCUUUGGAAACAUCAGUCUGGAGGCAGCAUUAUGAACCGUUAGUGGAAAAUAACAGGGUUGGCAUUCGGCAGUCAAACUGAAAUAGCGGUGUGGGUUUGUAUAUACAUGCACACAUACCCACAUUUUCUAAAUAUCACUGGCAGGGAUAACACUAACACUGGUGGUUCAGGAGGAUUUUUCCCCUUCACGAUGCCACAGUUCAAGGAGGGGAAACGCUUAACUGCUCUUGGUUGGGCUGUGGUAAAACUUGGGCCUUUGGGGAGGAAAGCUGCUCUGGACAGCCAUGAAUUACACAACCCUGUCAGAAAGCAAACAAACAGACAUGGAAACAGCAUGUCUGACAUAGUGCUGCAGAUGGGGUUUGGGAUCUUUUCCGUUUAUUUGGACCUUUUAGAACCCCAGAAGUUGUCGUUGAUCCACCAAACUAGGCAAGAAACCAAGCUUCACUUAUUUAUUUUGCAAAAUAUGUCAGAAGACAUUUGGCAUCUCGCUGCACUGCCCUUGUGGUCAUCACCGAGUCCCACACAUUAUUAGAAAUGUUAUUUAUUUUUACUUAGUUUAGAAAACACUGGGGAGACAAGAAGGGAAAGGAGGAGGUGCAUCAUUUUUACAGCUCUUUCAAGAGCAAUGUCCUUUGCUAGCUUGGCUGUAACUUUCUUUUAAAGUAGAAGCUGGUUAGGUGUUCCAUUUCAGAGGCACAUAGAUGUAAAAAGCUAUUAUUGCCAAGAGGAAACCAGAAAGAGUGAGUUAGAGAGUCGACGGCUAGAGCCUUUUUUGGAAGCAGCAAGAAAACUCAGGGUAUUUAAAAUGUAUAAAUAAUCCAAGUGCAGUUUGGUAAAAUGAUGACAAAAUUUGGAUAUCCUUUGAGCUUAGAUGUUAGGCCUCUGUGUUAAUAUUUUUGUAUU
Euleptes europaea (tarantolino) is the source of this 3803-nucleotide messenger RNA. It is a transcript of the gene DGKG, whose product is annotated as diacylglycerol kinase gamma. The coding region runs from base 45 to 2777 and encodes 910 amino acids. Gene Ontology annotation, biological process: lipid phosphorylation; diacylglycerol metabolic process; intracellular signal transduction. NCBI's taxonomy places the organism in Eukaryota, Metazoa, Chordata, Lepidosauria, Squamata, Sphaerodactylidae. The transcript has 26 exons. The record is from RefSeq and is a predicted model, not a curated record. Gene Ontology annotation, cellular component: plasma membrane. Gene Ontology annotation, molecular function: calcium ion binding; ATP-dependent diacylglycerol kinase activity.